Molecule: messenger RNA, 529 nt
Organism: Sinocyclocheilus rhinocerous
Lineage: Eukaryota; Metazoa; Chordata; Actinopteri; Cypriniformes; Cyprinidae
Product: intraflagellar transport protein 27 homolog
Exons: 7
Coding region: 1-375 (124 amino acids)
Molecular function (GO): GTPase activity; GTP binding
Source: RefSeq, a predicted model, not a curated record
AUGGUGAAAUUAAGAGCCAGAUGUGUUGUCGUAGUGUCUGUCUGUCUCUUUGAGAAAUCAGUGCCUAUCCCAGAGGUGGGUGAUGCUGUGGAGUUCUACAUCUGUGAUUCAGCCGGACGGGAGCCAUUUGCAGACGCCUGUGAGAACAUGUGGAAUCAGCCCAUCAGAGUGCUGCUGGGGAAUAAGAGUGACCUGUCGUCCAGGAGGGAGGUGGACGCCGCCGGCGCGCAGUCAUGGGCUCAGAGUCACGGGCUGGAGUAUCACGAGACGUCUGCUAAGGAGAUCGGUCAGUAUGAAGCUCCGUUCCUGAGUAUGGCUCGAGCGUUUCACUCGCUCUAUCAGGAUCAGAUCCAGAUCAUCCAGAGUCUGGUUUAAACUCACCAGCGCUCGUCUGUCUGUCGUGUGUUUGUUCUCUGAAAUAAAACUCGUUGUUCCUCUCUAAACAUGCUCAGUGUCUGAGUGCGUUACAGUUCAUGUGAUAAAUGAAUCUUGAGUUAGUCAUUUUAGUUUUAAGUUAGUAAUCUCAUGA